This is a messenger RNA of Vigna umbellata (rice bean), 1075 nucleotides long. RefSeq names its product endochitinase. Lineage: Eukaryota; Viridiplantae; Streptophyta; Magnoliopsida; Fabales; Fabaceae. Gene Ontology annotation, molecular function: chitin binding; chitinase activity. Gene Ontology annotation, biological process: cell wall macromolecule catabolic process; carbohydrate metabolic process; defense response to fungus. The record is from RefSeq and is a predicted model, not a curated record.
AGGGAAAUGAAAAGUAUAGAGAAAUGAAGAAGAAUAGAAUGAUAUGGAGCGUAGGAGUGAUGCUGUGGACGCUGUUAGUCGGAGGAAGCUGGGGAGAGCAGUGUGGAAGCCAAGCAGGGGGUGCGCUGUGCCCAGGUGGUCUCUGUUGCAGUCAGUUCGGCUGGUGCGGCUCCACCGACGACUACUGCGGCCAGGGUUGCCAGAGCCAGUGCGGGGGAGGACAGCCGGCUCCGGCUGAUCUCACCGCUCUCAUAUCCAGGGCCACCUUCGACCAGAUGCUCAAACAUCGCAACGACGGAGCUUGCCCAGCCAAAGGCUUCUACACCUACGAUGCCUUCAUCGCCGCUGCCAGUGCUUUCCCCAGCUUCGGCAACACCGGAGACACAGCCACUCGAAAGAGGGAGAUUGCGGCCUUCUUCGGGCAAACGUCUCACGAAACAACCGGGGGAUGGCCCACUGCACCGGACGGACCGUACGCAUGGGGAUACUGCUUCGUGAGAGAGCAGAACCCAAGCGAUUACUGCUCCCCAACUCCCCAGUUUCCCUGCGCUUCUGGACAACAAUACUAUGGCAGGGGUCCCAUCCAGAUAUCUUGGAACUACAACUACGGUCAGUGCGGAAAUGCAAUUGGGGUGAAUUUGAUCAACAACCCUGAUCUCGUCGCCACUGACGCCGUCGUCUCCUUCAAGUCCGCCAUCUGGUUCUGGAUGACCCCACAGUCCCCCAAGCCUUCCUCCCACGACGUCAUCACCUCUCAAUGGACCCCCUCCGCCGCCGACGUUGCCGCCGGGAGGCUUCCGGGCUACGGCACUGUGACGAACAUCAUCAACGGAGGCCUGGAGUGCGGCAGAGGACAGGAUAGCAGGGUGGAGGACCGCAUCGGGUUCUUAAAGAGAUACUGUGAUCUGCUAGGAGUUGGUUAUGGCAACAACCUUGACUGCUACUCUCAGACCCCAUUCGGAAAUUCACUGCUUAAUCUCCAUCCCUUCGUCUGAAUCUCUCAUCCCAUCAAAAUAAACAACUUAUUCACUUUUAAAUAAAAUUGCACUUGCUGGAAAGCUACUUUCUGUUCAUA